This is a messenger RNA of Scophthalmus maximus (turbot), 3393 nucleotides long. It is a transcript of the gene shdb, whose product is annotated as Src homology 2 domain containing transforming protein D, b. Gene Ontology annotation, molecular function: phosphotyrosine residue binding. The transcript is spliced from 10 exons. The record is from RefSeq and is a predicted model, not a curated record. NCBI's taxonomy places the organism in Eukaryota, Metazoa, Chordata, Actinopteri, Pleuronectiformes, Scophthalmidae. The coding region runs from base 679 to 1944 and encodes 421 amino acids.
AAAAAAACCGCCGGAUCAGCGUUUGAUUGGCAACGAUGGCUGACAUGCAAUGUUUGUCGCGUGCGACCGACCGACAGCCAACACAACGUGGAGCAGUUUCGCGGGGAUGUACAGGUUCAAUCUUUUCUCCAAUACAGUUCUGGCUUGGAUGGAGUGUGUGGCUGCAAGGAGGGAGAAGAGAGGGAAGAUCACUGGUACAUUCCGAGAUGACGGGGAAUAAAAGUGCAAAGCUCUAUUGUGAUUACGACAGAGGAUGCGUCUCGUCGGAGCCCGUGUGAUGUGCAGAUAUCCCAAUGAAUGACCGGUCGGCUGACUGCGGAGGGGAAGAGCCGGACUGUUCCUCUGGGAGUGGAGCGCCUCCCCUUUAACCGAGCUGCUGUCGGAGCUGCGCUCGCUCGCUCCACUCGCACGUCUGCCGCCGGCGCGUAGAGGAGCAGCGACGCGUCGGUGCUCUGGUUUCGUUCCAGAGAAGCUGAUCCUUUUCUCUUUUUUCUCAACUUGUUCCUUUUUUUUGUGGAAGAAAAGGCGUGGGAAGUUGUUUUUUGUGUUUCUUUUUUCUGUGUCGUUUUUUAUUGUCCGCGACAUGAAGAAACGCGGAAUAAAGCAUCCAAAGUGGCAGCAGUAGCCUCCUGCUCUCUCUCUCCACCACACACCAGCACGUUUGGAAGCCGAGCAGUAAUGGCCAAGUGGCUGAAGGACUACCUGAGCUUUGGCAGCAGGAAAGUGCCCCCGCAGCCCCCCACGCCAGACUACACCGAGAGCGAGAUCCUCAAAGCGUACCGACUCCAGAGGGACUUGGACUUCGAGGAUCCAUAUGAGGAGUCCGAGAGCAGAUCCAGGGGGGAUUCUGGGACCCCUGACCCCGCCACACCGGUGUACGGCUCUCCCAUGAAGUCGUCCAGUGUGGACGGGAAGUCUCCCAAGCAUAGACUGAUCAAAGUGGACUCUCAGGAGCUCGGGCGCACCAAGAUCCUCCUCAGUGCCAUCUCUAUAGAGGACCAGCAAGAGCCUGUGGUGCCUUCUGCUCCGCUGGCGGGGGACACGGACUAUUCUGAUCCGUUCGAUGCUCGAUUGGAACACCGGCUAGAGCCGGACCACGGACCUGUUCCCUGUGAGAACAACGGCUACAUGGAACCGUACGAGGCCCAGAGGGUCAUAUCAGAGCUGCAGCGUGGCCCAGGAGGAGGACGGGUGCGCGGCGGGGUACAGCUCUAUGACACUCCCUAUGAAGAUGAGCGAAGACAGCACCGGGGCCUUGUGUAUGGAGAACCUCAGGAGGAGGGCAAGGAGAGCAGCAGGCUGCCGCAAGAUGACGAGAGACCAGCUGACGAGUACGACCAACCCUGGGAAUGGAAAAAGGACCACAUCUCUAAAGCUUUUGCAGAAAUGAGGGAGUUGUCGGAGUUGCCCUGGCCUGCCCCAGUGGGUCAGCUGGAGGAGGAGCCCCCCGUCAGAGAGCAAGUACAGUUUGACGGCGCAGAGUGGGACCGCUCCUCCUCGCCCACGGAGCGCUUGCGUCCUCCAGGGCCCAGGUCCAGCCCGAUGGCAGGCGGGGGGAUGAAGUUUCGAAUGCCGCAGGAAGGCCUUUCGAUGGUGGGGGAGAGAGUGGAUGCUACUGUUCCUCUGGAGAAGCAGGUAUGGUACCACGGAUCACUGUCCCGCUCUGAGGCAGAGUCGCUGCUGACGCUGUGUAAAGAGUGUAGCUACCUGGUGAGGAACAGUCAGACCAACCGCUGCGACUUUUCCCUGUCCCUACGGAGCUGCCAGGGCUUCAUGCACAUGAAGUUCACUCAGUGUAAAGACGGCAAGUAUGUGCUGGGACAGAACAGCCCUCCCUUUGACACCAUCCCAGAGGUGAUACACUUCUACACCACACACAAACUCCCAGUGCGAGGUGCCGAGCACCUGUCCCUGCUGUUCCCUGUGCUGGUGCAGACACUCUGACUGACCCCGACGCUCCCACUGGACCUCCGGGACUUCAUUGAGCUCGGACACUUAAAACUUUGAAUGUUUGACUGGAUCGUCCCAGCGGAGUGACGCCAAAAGUCGUCCUGUUUGGGACCGGACUGCUUUUGAUGAUUCAACACACCACGGGGCUAAUGCCUUCACCCCCAACUGCUGUCGUACCUGUGCCAAGUGUCCCUAACAUCCGGGGGGAUUGAUUCACAUGAAAUGCAAUACCUGAACUUUAGGCCACCUGUGUUGUAACGUCUCUCUCUCAUAUCCUUUGCUGAAACAAGGUGUUCUAACGUCAGGACAUCUGAAAUUCUCCCUUUCCUUGUUACAUUUCCCUCACAGCUGACUGAAAUGCAGAGUAAGUCAGUGGAGCUGGAAAUGGGAGAGUCUGUGCAGUCUGAGUUUACAGAAGGCCUGCAGAACAUCGGGAUAAAUUACUGCUGUUCCACACAAAAAACACCACCUCAUCAACAUCAUCAAAUAUUGCUGUCGUCAGGUGAAAACCUUGCAAGUUCUAUUUUGCUCAUUUUUCACGUUUCUACCAGAAUCAAUGAAUUGAAUUGUACUGUAUAGGGUGAGAAACCUUGGUCAUCCUCGGGGCUCAGAAAACCUGAUUGUAAAUGUUCGCCAAAAAAAAGAAGAAAAAACAGCUAUUUUUGAAGAGGAAAGGUUUUUACCAACAGCAGUGAUAUUUCAGAUGCUUAUCCACACAAAGCCACGUAGUUAAUUUUCAUCCAGUCUCUUGUCUGCUGUCUUGCUGCUGUAUGUUGACAAUUUGCUUGACACAUCUUGUCCUGUUACUUGUUGAUUGUUCAUCGUAAGCAACAGAGAAGCUGUGUUGUACUGGUGCUUGUGCUGACCUUGCUGACCUGUCCCUCUUGUUGGUUGCCUACGUUGCAUUAGGUAGACAAUGCUGGGUUUGUAAAAAAAAAAAAAAAAAUUAACCAUCACUGCUUUCAUUGUCUUUUCACUGACAUAAAGAAAAGACAAGUUUAGACGCUGGGCUGCAGGCUACAUCUGAAGCAAACAGAUACUGACCAGGAAACGUUGUACACUCUUAAACAAACUCUCAAACUUUGUGAAUGUCGGCCACAUUCUCACACUUCCUACGUUUUUCAUCACAGUUUUUUCGUCUGGCCAAAUCCUUACAUGCUGGCUGCUGAGUCGUAUUUGAGUUAAAUGCUCGCCAUCUGGAAUGGGUCUCCACGUCUGCUGCCUGGUUGCAGUGUUGUGUGGCAAAUACGGAUUUUAGACGACAGCCAAUUUCUACCAAAACACAUUUAUGACCAUUAGAAAUGACAAACAUGAAAAAAAUAUUCAAAUCAUUGUGUCUUUAUGGAAAUGUAUUUGCCUGUGUUGCAUUAAUUAUUGUUGUUUUGGCCAUUUUCUGUCUGUAGUAAAAGAUGACAGGUUGCAUAAUUUACCUGCUGUGUUGAA